Molecule: messenger RNA, 540 nt
Organism: Pediculus humanus corporis (human body louse)
Lineage: Eukaryota; Metazoa; Arthropoda; Insecta; Psocodea; Pediculidae
Product: 40S ribosomal protein S14, putative
Exons: 2
Coding region: 1-540 (179 amino acids)
Biological process (GO): translation; ribosomal small subunit assembly; maturation of SSU-rRNA from tricistronic rRNA transcript (SSU-rRNA, 5.8S rRNA, LSU-rRNA)
Cellular component (GO): cytosolic small ribosomal subunit; ribosome
Molecular function (GO): structural constituent of ribosome; small ribosomal subunit rRNA binding; mRNA 5'-UTR binding
Source: RefSeq, a predicted model, not a curated record
AUGGUCGCUAAAAAGGGAAAACAGCAACAGGAACAAGCCCAAGUUUCACUAGGGCCUCAAGUUAGAGAAGGAGAAAUUGUUUUCGGAGUGGCUCAUAUUUUUGCAAGUUUUAACGAUACGUUUGUACAUGUUACGGAUUUAUCUGGUAGAGAAACUAUUGCUAGGGUUACGGGAGGUAUGAAAGUUAAAGCUGAUCGUGAUGAAGCUUCUCCAUAUGCGGCUAUGUUAGCAGCACAAGACGUAGCUGAAAAAUGUAAAUCAUUGGGAAUAACUGCCUUGCAUAUUAAAUUAAGAGCAACUGGUGGAAACAAAUCAAAAACUCCUGGACCAGGAGCUCAAUCAGCUCUAAGAGCUUUGGCUCGUUCUUCAAUGAAAAUUGGAAGAAUUGAAGAUGUUACUCCAAUUCCAUCUGAUUCUACCAGAAGAAAGGGUGGAAGAAGGGGUAGGCGUUUUACUUUAACUAAAUGUGCUUUACAACUGAUGUCAGCCAAAAUUUCUUUUGGAUGUUUCAUAGAUUUGUUAUUAAUAAAUCAAAACUAA